This is a messenger RNA of Trichoderma virens Gv29-8, 303 nucleotides long. RefSeq lists its product as uncharacterized. Bases 1 to 303 code for a protein of 100 amino acids. The record is from RefSeq and is a predicted model, not a curated record. The transcript has 2 exons. NCBI's taxonomy places the organism in Eukaryota, Fungi, Ascomycota, Sordariomycetes, Hypocreales, Hypocreaceae.
AUGAGGGCCGUGCCGCUCCCAAGAAAGAUGAUGACUGUGAUUAUGGUUGCAUCAAGGCCUCUUUUGGCAAAUGGUACCUCGUACUUUGUACUUGCAAACCAGAGGGCAUUUCGCGCAACCAAGAGCCCAGGAUUGGUGGGUGCCGGCUAUACCAACCGCCAACCCGGCCUUCGACCUUUGGAGGAGGGGAAACGAAGGCUGGAGAGAAGACUGGCGUUGUUCUACCCAGUGGACCUCGAGACAAAUUGGCCAUGGUGCGGUGCCAUGGCCAAGCAGAAAUCCGGGGAGCGGGUAGACCGCUAG